AUGUCGAUUCCGGCAGAAAGAGAGAAAAAUAUUGGUGAACGAAAGAAUGGAUACGAGUAUUCGAUCGUUGUAAUCAACUACAAACCAGGACUGAAAUUCGGAUUGGGAAUCAAGAAUGUCUACAAAAAUGUGUUUGUGAUCAAAGCUGAUGAAAAUUCAUUAGUAACCGGCCUGUUCAAUGUGGCUGAUCGUAUCAUCGACGUAGAUGGUGAACCGAUUGCUGAUAAUCAAAAGUGCAAAGUUCUUUUGGUGAAAGCACUGAAAGAGAAGAAAAUAACAUCUUUAUUGAUUGAGAGAGGAAUCACUGAGAAAGCACUCAAAGAUGCAACGGAUGAAAUGAAUGAAGAGCACAACCAAUCUGUAAUGGCUCCACCGGAUGUCAGAAGCAUUAUGAGAAAACUCGAAGCUCACCAUCAUCUUCGUAAAUCGCCAUCAUUGGAAAGUGCAGCUGCGGCAGCUCCAGUUCCAGUUGUUCCUAGUGCCAUGACGAAAAAUAAGGACGGAAAGGGUGAACGACGAGCAUGUAUUUUGGAAGACGGGCACAAGUCUGUGAUCAUUCGAAUGGACAACGAAGAAAAUCGGGAUAAACUCAAGAAAGUCGAGCCAAAAGAACCAAAGAAGUUGGAACCAAAGACGCCGCCCAAACAAGAAAAGGCAGAGCCCAAGCCUGAAGCGAAGAAUGAAGCAAAGCAACCUGAAGGGAAAGCUUAA
Caenorhabditis briggsae is the source of this 711-nucleotide messenger RNA. Lineage: Eukaryota; Metazoa; Nematoda; Chromadorea; Rhabditida; Rhabditidae. The record is from RefSeq and is a predicted model, not a curated record. Gene Ontology annotation, molecular function: protein binding. Bases 1 to 711 code for a protein of 236 amino acids. The transcript is spliced from 4 exons.